AUGGUCCUCUGGCGAGUUCCUCGCAUACACUCCGCCGGCGGAGCUGGUGUUCGCCGGCGAAAACAGGGAAGUGGAUCUGGACGCGCCGCCCGCGAACUCCCUCUCCCUCCCGCACGUGGCGCUCUCGCUCGCCCCAACGCACGUGCAGACCCCCGCACGUGCCCCGCUGCACGAACCCACCCCGCACGUGCCAGUCCCCAGCUGGCUCUCCACGUUUUUACACGGGACGCUAUUCGUGUUAUUAUUACUAUUACAGCUGGCGUUGUUGUUGCUGGGGACCAUGGCGUCGGCGGCCACCGUGGCGCGUCGGGGCUCGAAAAGGGGGACGGGGACGCCGGCAGCGGCGGCGGCGUACUUGGUGGCCUGGUUGACUAUGGACUCCAGGGUCCCUCCGGCGUGCGGCCUGUCCCAGGCGGCGUACUUCGCCGGCGCGGCGGCGGCGGAGGGUGGCUUCGCGGCGGCCGGACGGGCAGACACCAGGCCAUUCAUGCCCAGCUGACCGUUUUUCCAGUUCCGGUAGAGUUUCGAGCACCAUAUCCCGAGUUAUUGUCCCGAGAUUUCCAGCAUCGAUGUGCCCCCGCGACCCGCAGAAAUAGCAAAGAGUUGGACCCCAAGACAUUCCCAGGACCCGCGACUUCUGGUUUCUGCGACCCGUGGAGCUCACCACGCCUCACGAGAAUAACUGAGGCUGAGGAUGGCCAGGGCCACGACUAG
Striga asiatica is the source of this 714-nucleotide messenger RNA. NCBI's taxonomy places the organism in Eukaryota, Viridiplantae, Streptophyta, Magnoliopsida, Lamiales, Orobanchaceae. The record is from the annotation of a GenBank genome assembly.